This is a messenger RNA of Arachis duranensis, 453 nucleotides long. RefSeq lists its product as uncharacterized. The coding region runs from base 1 to 453 and encodes 150 amino acids. The transcript is spliced from 2 exons. The record is from RefSeq and is a predicted model, not a curated record. Gene Ontology annotation, molecular function: zinc ion binding. NCBI's taxonomy places the organism in Eukaryota, Viridiplantae, Streptophyta, Magnoliopsida, Fabales, Fabaceae.
AUGGUAGAAGGUGGCAACGAUAGGUGCGAAGACUCUGGUAUGAAGCAGUACAACGGUAUGUGUCGCUGUUCUCUUGUUGUUGUUGCUCUGAGAUCGAAGACGAAUGCUAAUCCAGGGAGGUGGUUCUUUCUGUGUCCACUAUGGAAGAAUAAAAAUCAGGAUUGUAAAUAUUUUCAAUGGAUUGAUGAAUUGGAAGAGCAAGACAUGGUUGAAGAGGAGGAAUGUUCUUGGAACAACAAACUCAUGCUAUCUUCAGGUGAAAAACUCAAACAGAAGAGCACUAGGAAGCUGUCCAAAUCAAUGCAGUAUGAAGACAUUGACCCCGUGGUGCUACCUGUUCUUAGAAAAGAAUUGAAGGAGAAAUUGAGGAGGAUUGAAAUUCUUCUAAUCAUGAUGUGCAUUGGGAUUGCAAUUGGUGUCUUCAUCAAUUUCUUUGCUCUGUUUAAGAACUGA